AUGCCUCUCGCGACCGUUCACCUCGUCGCCCUGGCAUCGGGAGCUUCGGCAUCCCAAUACCUGCGAGCAUUGAAGUCUUUCCCAGUCAAACCUCUUGUGGCAGCAAAAGUCGUAAGAUGGAUCAUCAAACCCGAAAAGCUCUCCACCCACCUCUUGAAGCAGAAAUGGGACCUUCUUCUCAUCCUCCCAGCCGACCAACCCAUUCCUGAGAUCUGCCUCGCACAGGAAUGGGUCCAUCGACACUGGACAAUCACAGCCGGAGUACCCAAGAGCUUGAUCCAUAAUGGCUUCGAAGAAAAGAAUCAGAAACUCCUUCACCCAUCUCCAGACGCUGUCCCAGAACUCACCGGCUCCCUUGACAAGCCUCGAAAAGCAUCCUCGGCCCAGGGCCUUGAGCUCACAGACGAAAUCCUGCAAUGGUCUUCCUCGCAUCCACAAGACCAUGCAGUCAGCAUGUUAAAUCUCCUCUCUUUCAACCAAGGCAAACAAGCUCAUGAGUCUUAUCUGAGAUACGGCAAAGCUUUCGGCGAAUCCAUUGGAGCCAAACGAGGAGGUCACGCCAAAAUCGUGGGAAAAGUGAUCCCGGAUCAGAAGACGCCUGGAGAGGAUAAGUAUGGUUGGGAUGAGAUUGCUUUGGCGCAUUACCCGAGUAUUCGGCAUUUUAUGGAUAUGUUGGGGUCCGAGGAUUAUCAGGAGGUUAAUCAAAAGCAUCGUGUUCCGGCUUUGAGGGAUACUUGUAUUCUUUGUACCAGUGAGUUGGAUCAAGAG
Molecule: messenger RNA, 768 nt
Organism: Pseudocercospora fijiensis CIRAD86
Lineage: Eukaryota; Fungi; Ascomycota; Dothideomycetes; Mycosphaerellales; Mycosphaerellaceae
Exons: 1
Source: RefSeq, a predicted model, not a curated record